Molecule: messenger RNA, 3477 nt
Organism: Morchella importuna
Lineage: Eukaryota; Fungi; Ascomycota; Pezizomycetes; Pezizales; Morchellaceae
Exons: 5
Coding region: 1-3477 (1158 amino acids)
Cellular component (GO): nucleus; cytosol
Molecular function (GO): protein phosphatase regulator activity; protein phosphatase binding
Source: RefSeq, a predicted model, not a curated record
AUGUUCUGGCGUUUUGGAGGCUACGCGAGCAUUUCGACUCUGGACUCGAUUCUGGAUAAGCCUGACGUAACUCUUGAGGAGUUGCUUGAUGAAUCGGAUCUUAUCCAAGAGUUAAAACAACACAAUACCAAGCUUAUCGAGUACUUAAGGGACGAAGCUGUCUUACGUAGAUUACUCGAAUAUGUCAUCGCGCCCCGACGGACAGAAGAGUCUUCAUCUUCUGACGGAUGGGAGAGCAGUGUCAGUAGCAAAGAGGGAGAAGAAGGGAUUCAGAACGGAUGGGCCCAGCUUUCCGAGACCGAGCAAAAGGCUGAGCGGGAAAGGGAAGAAAAGUCAAGAUUGAAGUAUGCCUAUGUCUCAUGCGAAGUACUUUCAAGUGAGACAUGGUCUUUGGCUGAGUCUUUAAUGGGGAAUUUAUCGCAUCUACGGAUGUUUUGGGAGUUUCUCGAGCGUCCUUCUCCCUUGGACCCUCUACAAGCUGGUUAUUUUACGAAAGUUAAUGAAACAUUGUUGGACAAGAAAACAGAGGAAAUGAUGGAGUUCUUUAAAGGCUUGCCCAACAUCGUUUCUAAGAUUUUGAAACAUGUUGAAUGUCCCAUGAUUAUGGAUUUGUUACUGAAGAUUAUCAGCAUGGAGAAAUGUGAAGGCGGUGCGGGUAUUGUUGAAUGGCUCCAUUCUCAAAAUUUAAUGCCUCAGCUUCUGAAGUUUCUUUCUCCGGAAUACUCGGCUGUAGCUCAGACAUCGAGCGGAGAUUUCAUCAAGGCUAUCAUCACAAUUUCAGCUAAUGCUUCUCAAAACGAACAAUCUUGUAUCGGCCCCAAUGAUCUUACCCGACAGCUUGUCUCCGAAGCAUGUGUUAAAGGCCUUAUCCGUGAUAUGCUCUGCGGGGGAAACCCGCUUACUGUUGGUGUUGGAAUCGUCAUCGAGGUCAUUCGUAAGAACAACUCCGACUAUGAUCCAGAGGUCGGAGGUAUCGACAACACUCCCUCAAGCAGAGACCCCAUCUAUUUGGGCACAUUACUGCGUCUUUUUGCUACACACGUUCCCGACUUUAUGAAUUUGAUAUUGACACAGACGAUGGUUGUAACGAACGAUGAUGGGACGAAAACAGAAAAAAAGAGGGAAUUAAAAGCUGCUUAUGGAGGAACAAUCGAACCAUUAGGCUUUGACAGAUUUAAAACUUGCGAGUUGAUGGCAGAGUUGUUGCACUGCAGUAACAUGGCUCUUUUAAAUGAACAGGGCGCCGAGCGGUAUGUAAGGGAAAGAGAUAGGGAGCGUGAUAGGAUAUGGGCCGAGAGAGAGAGGGAUAGGUUGGAGGCAGAGGGUCUUGCUGAUAUCAACGGAGUGGUUGAGGGCGUGGUAGUUGAGAAAGCUCCUUUGCAGGUACAAAAUGGUGGGGUAGAGGAUACAAUAAACGAGGAGGAUUUUGAGGAUGUGGCAGUUUCUCUUGACGAGACUGGGAAGGAGUCAGCUCAGACCAGCAUUGGCCAAGAUCCCUUCAGCGAUCCCGAGAAGGAUUCUAAACCUCAAAAGGCUUCUGAAGACGAAGAUCUUUUUGUUGAUGAACCACUUUCCCCCCCGACUACUCCAGCUGACACGACAAUCACCUCAACCUCUGAUAAUAGCAAACCUAUUCCGGCAGCAAUACUUGCAGAUGAGAUCCCCCGACUGGAUGUUACCCCGCCAACAACAGUUUUAGCAGUUGGGUCACCAGCCCCCUUUGGGACGACUGAGAAACCCAAAGAACUGGAAAAAAAGCUUAAAGGAGUUGAUUCUCCUCUCCCACCUCUGCCAGAGAAUGGAAAGGAUUCAAUUGAGAAGGGUCAAACAGGGAUUGAACGGAAUGAGGGCGGUUUACUAAACACCGAAGUCCCCAAAGCACCAUCACCCCCUCCAGUGGAGGAAGAUGAUGAUAGUCUUCUCAAAGGUGGCAGGUCUUUGGUAGCCGAUAUGAAAGCUGCGUCUGUCACAUCGCCAUCAACCCCUCAACCCGGCACAAUAACCCAGGAGCGGAUGGAUGCCGAGCUUCCUCCACUCCCUCAGGAAGCUCUCGAUCAACAAAACCAACCACAAUACCCCGAAGAGGAUCUUAUGGACCUCGGAGGCUCAUCCGACACAACCGUCUCGGAUGAAGGGAAUGCUACUUUCAGAUCUCUGGGAAACUCGAGUUUCGAGGAAUAUGAGCCAAUGAUUGAAAAGGAUUCGGAUGGAAACCCUGUUGUAGGUGAUUUCUUGAAAAUGAUGUUUGUUGAGAAUUCGGUUGUUCCCACCAUCUUGGAUUUCUUUUUCCGUUUCCCUUGGAAUAAUUUCUUGCACAAUGUUGUAUAUGACGUUGUUCAACAGGUCUUUAAUGGCCCAAUGGACAGAGGAUACAAUCGCGCCCUUGCCAUAGAUCUCUUUGUCACAGGCCGCAUCACAGAGCGAAUAGUUGAUGGUCAAAAGGAGUCUGAUAGAGUACAAGCUGAACGGAAUAUGAGGCUCGGUUAUAUGGGACAUUUGACACUUAUCGCCGAAGAGGUAGUCAAGUUUGCCGAGCGCCACCCUCCAGAAAUUUUGGGCCAUAAAGUCCUCGAAAAAGUCUCUGAUUCUAUCUGGGUGGAAUAUGUUGAGGACACCCUAGCAGCUACAAGAGAAAGAGAUAAUGCCAUCCUAGGAGGUGUGAGGCCAGAUAUGAAUGUGGGACCGCGACAAGCUGUUCUGAACGCCGUUCAGGCCCAAGCAUUUAAUGCUAAUGCUACGAAUGCCGGAUCAUUGACUCUUAGUGGCAGCAUAGCAGCUGAGUUAGAUAGUAUCGAUUUACAAAACGGCAGUAAUAACAACAGCAACAAUACAUCUACUGUUGUGGGCAGUGGAACCGGUAGCGGGAGUGCAGGUGGGCUUUUGAGUGGGUUCGGAAGCUCAAGCGAUGAGGAAGACGAGGACUUGGAACAUGAUGAAGACGAUGAAGAGGUUACGAGACUAGGGUUGAGUGGAAGUAGUGAUCAAUUUGCCACAUACAUAUCCCAAGAGAUAAGUAACGUCGACAAGUUCGGAUCCUCUGACGAAGAGGAUGAUGAUGAAAUUUCAUUCUCAACCGCCCCCAGCGAGCCUCCGCCGCCACCGCCAUUGCCUUUGAACAUAACUAGAAACUCCACAACUACACCAACUACACAUUCUACGGCGAGGCAGAACGCUGAUGUUGAGGGAGAUAGCAGUGGUGGGUUCGAGGAGAUUGAGGAGGUUGACGUUUUUGCUGAGGAUGUCGAUAGUUCUGAUGAGGACGAUGAUCUCAGCUCUGGAUUAGGAAGACAGAAACCGAGCCCAACCCACGAAGCAGAAAAACGUGUAAUGCUGGAGGAAGAGGAUACAGAUGUGGAUUUCAUAAGUGCAGGUAUCAAAGGACUUGAUGUGAAAAAGAGUACGCCUGCAAGCGACGAAAAAACCGCUUCAGCCCCAGCGGAAGUUGGAACAGAAACUGCCAUCGAGGGUGGUAAAUAG